CCGUCUGGUUAUCCUCUCGAAUUUUUUGAGUUUUUUGUAUCACCAGAUAAUCAGUACGUACUAUUUGGAACUAAUUAUACAAAGGGAUGGAGAUACUCUUAUACCGCAAAUUAUUAUAUUUUUAAUAUUUCUUCAAAAUCAUCCUUUCCUAUCACUAAAGAAAUUGAUUCAACUCAUCAAGCUGUAAUUUCUCAUGCACAAUGGAGUCCAGUUGGUCAUGAUAUAGCAUUUGUCAAAGAUAACGAUGUAUAUGUAUCGUUAGGACUUAAAGAGGAACGCCGAAUAACUUAUGACGGUUCUACCGUUGUUUUUAAUGAGGAAGUUCUUACUGCAAAAUUUGCUUUAUGGUGGUCUCCUGACGCAAAACGUCUUGGUUAUCUUCGCUUAAAUGAGAGUGAAGUACCUGAAUAUCGUUUUCCACUUUACGUUGAUGGAAUGCACGUCGAACCAUAUGUAAAAGAGGUUGUUAUGAAAUAUCCAAAACCUGGUUAUCCAAACCCUAUUGUUAGUUUUCACAUUUAUGAUACAACGACUCCUUUGGUUUCUCAAUCCGGUGCCGUCACUUUUAUAAAUGAUUUUCCUGAUAACGAUAAAAUAAUUACUGAAGUUUGUUGGGUUGGUAAUGAUAGUGUAUUAGUUAGAGUUAUGAAUCGUGUACAAGAUAUUGCAAGAGUUGUUUUAGUCGAUACAAUUUCUCGUAAUGGUACAACAGUUAGAGAAGAGAAUGCUGAUAUAAUUGAUGGUGGAUGGUUUGAAAUUACCAAAAGUUGGGUUUUCCUAGAAAAAGGCGGCAGCAUCCAUCAAGAUUCUUAUAUCGAUGUAGUUGUCAAUAAUGGAUAUAAUCAUCUUGCAAUUUUCUCUCCGAUAAAUUCCAGUACUCCACAAUACCUUACUAGUGGUAAUUGGGAAGUUGUAGAAGGAGUAAAGGCUGUAGAUCGUAAACGAGAACUCAUAUAUUUCAUAAGUACCGAAAAAUCCUCUAUUGAACGACAUUUAUAUUCAGUUAGUUUUGAUGGAAAAACUAAAACUGCUUUGACUCAAACUACUGAGACAGGAUAUUAUUCUGUAGACUUUUCUACAGGUGCUGAAUAUUAUAAUCUCAAAUAUGAAGGUCCUGAUGUUCCUUGGCAGAAAGUAAUGCAAGUUGGUAAUACCUCAUUUGAAAUUUCCUUGCAAAGCAACAAUGGCCUUAAAGGAUUACUUGAAGCAAUGGAAUUACCGACAAUAAGACGUUUUACUGUGGAGAGUGAAGAAAAUCAACUCAAUGUUAUGGAGAUCCGACCACCAGGAAUGGAUGAAUCCGGACAUGAAAGACAUCCAGUUCUUUUCCAUGUAUACGAAGGCCCAACUUCCCAAUAUGUUAAUACAAAGUUCUCGAUUGAUUGGCAUUGGUUUUUAGCAUCUUCACCACAAUUAAAAUAUAUUGUUGUGUUAAUUGACACUAGAGGAACUGGAUUUAAAGGUCGUGCUUUUCGUUGUAGUGUAAGAAAACAUUUAGGAGAAUAUGAAUCAACUGAUGUAAUUAAUGCAGCAAAAUAUUGGGCUAGUUUACCAUAUGUUGAUUCUGGUAAAAUGGCCGUUUGGGGGUGGUCAUUUGGAGGUUUUGUUACCUCUAAAAUUAUCGAAAUGGAUUCUGGAAUGUUUCAAGUGGGAAUGGCUGUAGCACCUGUUACUGAUUGGAGGUUCUAUGAUUCAAUUUACACAGAACGAUAUAUGAAAACCCCUGCAUUAAAUCCAUUAGGUUAUCAACAUAGUGCUAUAACUAAUAUGUCAGGAUUCGAUCAUGCAAAAUUCUUGGUAGUUCACGGAACUGGUGAUGUUCACUUCCAAAAUACGGCAAAUUUGAUUGAUAGAUUUACUCUGGCUUCAGUUCAUAACUAUCGUGUGCAAUUUUAUACUGACAGUGAUCAUUCAAUUACAAAACAUAAUGCAAAUCGAGAGCUUUAUUAUUUACUUACUGAAUAUCUUUGGCAAAGUUUUGGUUCUUCUGAAACAACAUCGCUUACAAUAUAA
Messenger RNA from Scutellospora calospora, 2013 nucleotides. The record is from the annotation of a GenBank genome assembly. NCBI's taxonomy places the organism in Eukaryota, Fungi, Glomeromycota, Glomeromycetes, Diversisporales, Gigasporaceae.